CUCUGAGCUCGAACGCUCCUUUUGCAAGAAGACACGAUUUCAUCAGCAAAUCAGGCAGACAACUUGACGAUGCAUCGUCGCACACGGCCGCAGCGCAUGUUCGGACUUUUAUGAUGCGACUCUCCGCACUGCGACUGGACCGAGAAGGCGUUGUUUGUUUGGAGGAAGCCAGCCAUUACCAACGUUGAACGCGUUGAAGCCUAUUUGCCAAGGGGACAAUGUCACCUACAGGGACUGUGUCGAAGGACACGCGCAGGACCAGCAUACGCGCACCAAAAGUUGGCCACAAGAAGUCGCGCAAUGGAUGCCAGACUUGCAAAGCACGACGGGUAAAAUGCGAUGAAAAAACUCCGGAAUGCGGUAUAUGUCUGCGACUGGGUCUGGAUUGCACAUACGUUAUACCGGAGCCGUCAAAAUCUCGUCCAAAGUCAGGCAGCAGAGAACCUGCAUCGGGCCCGCCUCUCAUCGUCUCUCCUGCACACUCCAUUUCUCAAGGAAGCCCACCCUCGACUUACGGAGAGCCAGCUGCCCAGCAAGCGACCACAGGCCAAACGCCAGAUCCUCUGACCGAAGAGUCAGAGCAACGACGAUAUCUUGAACUCCGCCUUUUGCACCACUGGAUGCUUGCCGUCUCAAGGCCAUUUGGAAUGACCUCGCCUCCGGCCUGGAAGGAGCUUUGGUAUGGGGAAGUACCACAGGUGGCGCUGACCAAUAGAAACGUUCUAUACGCCAUGUUCACCAUGACGGCGACGCACCUCCUUGGCACUUGUCCCAAUGACAUGCCGCUGUACCAAGCGAGGGAGAAUUACUGGGUCUGGGCACUUCGUGAACAACGAGCAGCAAUCGUCGAUCUGGAUAAUUGCAACACCGACGCUGUUGCAUAUGCUGCUCUUCUGAUCAGUAUGAAUUCUCUAGCGAUGCUUCAAGAGCGUUCAAUUGAGCCAUACACUCCACCCAUCGAGUGGCUAGAGGUUGGACGUGGCACAUUCACUGUUCUGCCACCUCCUGAAGCUGUGCCCGAAGGCACGGGCUUGAGAGUCCUCAUGGACACAACGGCCAACAUAUGGCAAGCCAAUGCCACAUUUGACGCUGAGAUGCAACGAGAGUUUGGCGCAAUUCUCAACCGAGAUAUACCUUCGCAGGAUGUGUGGGACCAGGAGACUUGUGAAAGUUAUGAGACCACUCUCAGCUACAUCGGCUCAUUCCGCCGAGGCGUUCUCGCUGGCGAGGCCGCUGACAUCAAUCUACGAUGGAUCUGCAUGUUCCCAUUCAUGGUUCCCCGCAAAUUCGUUGACUUUCUGGUCGAAGGCCGUCCUCGGGCUCUGGUUACACUGGCGUAUUUCUUUGCAGUGGUUGGUCUUACCGAUGCUUUACAGUAUCUUGGCAAUACAGGCGACAGAACGACAGCGAAACGUGAGAUUUACGCAAUCAGAAGCGUCCUCUCACAAGAAUGGCAAAGCUUGAUGCAAUGGCCAUUGAACGAGAUCGGCGGAGGUUGAGGUCCUGGCAUGCAGAUCUAGCAAUAUCGCGUGAUGCUCGUCUCCGCGGGCGGCGCUGCAGCACGAAG
This is a messenger RNA of Cercospora beticola, 1567 nucleotides long. RefSeq names its product Zn(II)2Cys6 transcription factor domain-containing protein. Gene Ontology annotation, molecular function: DNA-binding transcription factor activity, RNA polymerase II-specific; zinc ion binding. Gene Ontology annotation, biological process: regulation of transcription by RNA polymerase II. Lineage: Eukaryota; Fungi; Ascomycota; Dothideomycetes; Mycosphaerellales; Mycosphaerellaceae. The record is from RefSeq and is a predicted model, not a curated record.